AUGGCGAAGAAGAAGAAGCAAGCUAUUUCUACACCUCAAAUUGUGCAACAAAAGGCUGCUCAUGAAGUUGUUGGCUCGGUUUUGAAGAAUUUGGGGAUUUCAAAUACCCCUUUUGUUCCUAGCCCGAUUCAAGAGGGGGAUGAACUGCUUACUCCGGCGCCGACGGUAGUUCAGUCAGCUGGUGGUGCUAUUUCCGACGUUCCUGUGGAUGUUGAAGCUACUUCAGUUGCUAAAGCUUCGGCCAAAUCGAAGCAAUCCAAUGGAACAGUACCUAGGGUUUCGGGGGUUACUGUUCCAUUGGAUGCUGGUGGAUCUGGGCUUGGUGGUGCAACAGAACAUGCUAAGGGGACUCGUGCUUCAUCUUUUUUUGGGAAAUUGGCUGCUAAAGGAGCUACACUAUCCUUUGUUGCUCCGAAAGUGCAAGAUGGGAAGCUAAUUGCUGAGCUACAAGCAGCCGAGCUUGAGGAAGGUAAUCGAAAAUGGGCUAAUGCUCUUGUUUUUUAUGCGGUUAGCUUUUAUCCUACUAUUGCUGCUGUUUUUCGUUUCUUUUCUCAACAAUGGAAUGAUAUGCAAAAACCAGAUGUGUAUUGGCAUGAUGAUGGGUACUUUAUUAUCAAUAUGUGUUCUAGUGAUGAUAGAGAUACUAUUCUUUGUUCUGGUCCUCAUAUGUUCUUUGGAAAGCCUGCAAUAGUGAAGCCUUGGUGCCCUGAUUUUGAUUUUCAUGCUGAAAUACUUAGAACUAUUCCUCUUUGGGUUAUAUUCCCUAAUCUACCACUUAAUUGUUGGGGAUCUCACACUCUUAGCCGCCUUGGUAGUUUGCUUGGAGUGCCAAUUUGUGCUGAUGAGUGUACUACUAGACAGCUUAGAGUGUCUUUUGCUAGGGUUCUGAUUGAGAUUGAUGUUACAAAGCCUUUGCCAUCCUCUGUGUGGGUUGACAGUCCUUUGAAGGAAUUAUUGGAGAUCAGGGUGGUGUAUGAGUGGGCUCCUUCUUUUUUCUCUAAGUGUAACAAGAUUGGUCAUGAUUGCUCUGUUAAGCCUCCUUUGCCUAAGCAGGCUUCUAAGCAACCGGCUCCUAUUCCUCCUAAGCAAAAGCAAGUUUGGGCUCCUAAGCCUACCAAUGAUCCUGCUCCUUCUACUGCUGUUGAUGUUGGGGUUUCUGUUCAUGGUCAAUCUAUUAUUACUCCACAGGUUCAUACAUCUAAGAAUUCAGAUGAGGGUUGGAGAAUAGUAGGGAGGAAAACAAAAAGCCAGCAAAAUAGAGUUCAUCAGCCUGCUUCUACCUCUAAUGCCUUUGUUGCUUUGGGCCUGAAUGACCCUGGAAAAGUUGCCUCUGUAAGGAGGUUGCUUCACUCUCAUUCAGUUGAUGUUGUUGGUUUGCUUGAAACAAAAAUCAAGUUGAAAAAUGUUCUCACUUAUCAGAAGAAGUUUGGCUCUUCUUGGCUCUGGCUUCAUGAUGCUGAUGUUACUGAUUAUGAGACUAGAGACUUUCAGAAUUUGGUUGAUGAUUUGGACCUCACUGAGCUCAAAAGCAAAGGGUCCUUCUACUCUUGGUCUAAUAAGGCUCAUACUGGCCCUAGAACGCUCUCUAAACUUGAUAGAGCCUUUGGUAAUCAAGCUUGGUUAGCUUCUCAUGGGCAUGUGGAGACUGUUUAUCUCCCUCCUUCUUUAUCUGAUCAUAGUCCUGUUUUGCUGGAUAUUUGCUCUGGCCCUAUGGGGAAAGGUAGACCUUUUCGGUUUCUAAACUGUAUUGCGGAUCACCCUGAUUUUCUUGAUACUGUUUCGCAUGCUUGGGGCUCUGGUAAUUGUGUUUGGCAGAAGCUCAAUUCUGUAAAGUCUAGUAUCAAAUCUCUUACUAGCAAGCAGUUUGGCAACAUUGAGGAAAAGAUUGACCAGGCUAAUGAUGAGCUUUCUAGAAUUCAAACCUUAAUGGCUCAGAACCCUGAUGAUUUGGAUUUAUACGCUAAAGAAUCUGAUGCUAUUACUGCUGUCAAGCAUUGGAAUGAUAUUCAGGAAAGCAUCUUCAAGCAAAAAUCUAGGAUUAAUUGGGUUAAGCUUGGAGAUGGCAAUUCCCACUACUUCUUUUCUGUGAUGAAGACUAGGCAAGCAAGGAAUAGAAUUGAUUCUAUUUUUGAUUCUAAUCAGGUGUUGCUUAAGGAUCCAGAUGCUAUCUCUCAUGAAAUUAUCUCUUUCUAUAAGUCUCUUUUAUGGACUCAGGCUCCUUAG
Messenger RNA from Chenopodium quinoa (quinoa), 2223 nucleotides. RefSeq lists its product as uncharacterized. Bases 1 to 2223 code for a protein of 740 amino acids. NCBI's taxonomy places the organism in Eukaryota, Viridiplantae, Streptophyta, Magnoliopsida, Caryophyllales, Amaranthaceae. The transcript has 4 exons. The record is from RefSeq and is a predicted model, not a curated record.